Molecule: messenger RNA, 595 nt
Organism: Mesitornis unicolor (brown roatelo)
Lineage: Eukaryota; Metazoa; Chordata; Aves; Mesitornithiformes; Mesitornithidae
Product: iron-sulfur protein NUBPL-like
Exons: 7
Biological process (GO): mitochondrial respiratory chain complex I assembly; iron-sulfur cluster assembly
Cellular component (GO): mitochondrion
Molecular function (GO): ATP binding; 4 iron, 4 sulfur cluster binding
Source: RefSeq, a predicted model, not a curated record
AUGAGCCUCUGUCCGCUUUUUUGCCUGGACCUGAGUCAAUUCUAUGAAGCAGCGAGCGGUCCCUCGCUGCCCGUGGUGGCAAAAUCGGGCCACCGGUCCUCAGACUCCAGGGAUGAGGCUCUAAGGGACAAACGUGCCCAGAUCCUGUCGCGCGGGCUGCCGAAACAGAAGCCCAUAGAAGGAGUGAAGCAGGUGGUGGUCAUGGCUUCUGGAAAAGGGGGAGUUGGAAAAUCAACAACAGCAGUAAAUGUAGCCCUCGCCCUAGCAGCAAAUGAUUCGACAAAAGACGUUGGCUUGCUUGAUGCAGACAUAUAUGGACCUUCAAUUCCAAAGAUGAUGAACUUAAAAGGAAACCCAGAAUUAACACCAAAAAAUCUAAUGAGGCCCCUUAAGAACUAUGGAAUCGCAUGCAUGUCUAUGGGUUUCUUGAUAGAAGAGACUGCCCCGGUUGUGUGGAGAGGGCUCAUGGUAAUGUCAGCUGUCGAGAAGUUGUUGAGACAGGUUGACUGGGGUCAACUGGACUAUUUAGUAAUCGACAUGCCACCUGGGACUGGAGAUGUACAGCUGUCAGUCUCACAGAAUAUUCCGGUUGCAG